AUGGCUCCACGCUCAGCUCUCGUGCUGCCUCCCUGGUGCGCACAAUCCGGCUAUUCCACCAUUAUCCCUCGUCCACUGCUGCGGUUGUGGGAUGAGGCUGUGGAGUGGCACCCGGUAGUAGUAGCGGCUGGCGGUGGAGGUGCGGCUGAUGAUGGCAGCGAUUUGAAGAUUGACGCCGAAGGCGUGGUGGCCGUCUGCAGUGCACAAGACACCAACCAGCGUGAUGACCGCGGUGACGACUUGAUGGGGGAGGAUCAAUGCUGCAUUUUCGUCAUUUCCCGCAAGAUCACCUCCAAGCUGAAGCACACCGCCUUCGACACGACCACAGCCAUGCUGCGGAGAUCAGUCGACACAGCCGUCUUCGUUGUCACCGUUUCCAUCACGCUCGACACGUACAGCUCAGCUCGGGCGCACAAUUCAGCCACAGCCAUGGUCACCAGCCGCUCCAGGUGCAGCAGUGUGUGCGCCAGCCACAACCACAGCCUCGACGUGCAUGGAUCCUGUCCCCUUCGUGCCAUCGACAACAAGCACCAAGCCACAGCCCCCAAGGUCAAGUGCAUCCUCGAAGCAGCUACAUCUGUUGGCAGCAUUCCUGGCAGCAGCAGCACCAUCUCAGCAACAACAGCAACAACACCCACCAAUGCAAACAGCACUGUGUACCGCGACCGUCCUGUCGAUACCAACCAUGCACGUUGGCUCGCAAAAGACGCCUCGACAACAGCAGCUACGACAGCAGCUACUGAGUGA
Messenger RNA from Salpingoeca rosetta, 747 nucleotides. RefSeq lists its product as uncharacterized. The transcript has 6 exons. The coding region runs from base 1 to 747 and encodes 248 amino acids. The record is from RefSeq and is a predicted model, not a curated record. NCBI's taxonomy places the organism in Eukaryota, Choanoflagellata, Craspedida, Salpingoecidae.